Heterotrigona itama is the source of this 567-nucleotide messenger RNA. NCBI's taxonomy places the organism in Eukaryota, Metazoa, Arthropoda, Insecta, Hymenoptera, Apidae. The record is from the annotation of a GenBank genome assembly.
AUGGCGUCUCUCGCGGGAGUUCGUAUUUUAAUAAGAAAUACCGGUAAAUUUAGAAAUCCGAUCAGUCGAACAUGUUUACGAAGUGUUGUUACACAACUUCAAUCAAACGAACGAUAUUUUCACUGCAAAAGACAAAGUAUUGUCACACUUGUACCACAGGAAAAUAUACAAUCUGUACGUACUUACAGUACAAACCCUGAAACUAAGAAAAUUGAAGAACGUGUAUUGAAUGUAGUCAAUGCUUUUGAUAAAAUAACUACUGAUAAGGUUGGCACACGAGUCAAGCAGGUGCGUCAAUACAGUAUUGCUGAGCCAAUGUCACUUGAUCUUAUUCGCAAGCGUAUAUUUUUGGUACUCAAUCUGUAUGAUAAAAUUGAUCCUCAGAAGUUAUCUUUGGAUUCUCAUUUUAUUGAUGAUCUGGGUUUGGACUCUUUAGAUCAUAUAGAAGUUAUAAUGGCCAUAGAAGAUGAAUUUGGCUUUGAAAUACCAGAUAUGGAUGCAGAAAAACUUUUACGACCCGCAGAUAUAGUACGUUACGUAGCAGAUAGACAUGACGUUUAUGAAUAA